Drosophila miranda is the source of this 1126-nucleotide messenger RNA. RefSeq lists its product as uncharacterized. Lineage: Eukaryota; Metazoa; Arthropoda; Insecta; Diptera; Drosophilidae. The transcript is spliced from 2 exons. The record is from RefSeq and is a predicted model, not a curated record. The coding region runs from base 221 to 1090 and encodes 289 amino acids.
UGGAAGCAGUCGUAGGAGUCGGACGUGUUUGCGGAUAAAAUUCGAGUGGCGUACGAAAAGUAAGACACGUGGCGGACCAGAUCCACUCCAACGCGAUCAGUGACACAGAGGAGACCCUGCAUCGAUACUACACUUAGAUCCUGCAUCUACGCUGCACCCACGGGGAAGAAGAGGCUUUCGACGAGUACAAGCGUGGGAGUUCAGGGAAUCGACUGAAGACAUGAAGCGUCUAAGAGACGGAAGGCAAGCUCGGCCCCUAGGGGCAAAUGGUGAUACGACGGGACACCAUAGCGGAGACCAGCUGCCUGAAGUCCCGGCACCUGCCAACGAACCAACGACAAGCCGGGCUCGCGGCUGGAUCGUCGACCCCAAUGGGCCAUCCGCCUCCCGUCAAGCCCAGCUGAGGCGGGUCGGAGAGGCGCCACUUCGACAACAGGACAGGAUGCCAUGGGGACAGCAAGCGGCAGCCAUCCAAGGGUGGAUCGACCAACAAACCCAGGACCCGGGGACCGACGCCGAAGAGAAAGUAGAGCCCGAUGGCCGCUUCGCAACUGCAGGUGUCCGCUCGGCGCCCAAUCACGACGUCGCCGCCCUGAAUCGCCGUUGGUUCGGGAGUUAUGGGGCUGCCAUCGAGGACGACAACGCGACAACGGACACCGAUGAGCACGAGACGAUAAUACGCGACGCUCAAAGCCUGGCGUCCACGCUGCAGGACGAAGGGAACAGACACCCACUGGCUCGCGGAAACGAAUGGGACUCGCCCCUUUGGGCCGAGUGGAACCUGGCCGAUCAAGGUCGGGCAGCCACCCCUCCAGCAGUACACCACGAGGACGAAUUCGGGGACGGUGCUGGACCACACUACUCCGACGUGUCCCACGCAAGCGAUACAGGGGGGGAAGUAGGACCCCAACGCGACGACGGAGGGUCCGAUUCCGGGUCCCUCAUGAGCCUGGGCUUCGCGCCCCAGGCGAACCAGCAUCAUCCGUUUGGAAGCAGUCGUAGGAGUCGGACGUGUUUGCGGAUAAAAUUCGAGUGGCGUACGAAAAGUAAGAUACGUGGCGGACCAGAUCCACGCCAACGCGAUCAGUGACACAGAGGAGACCCUGCAUCGAUACUACACUUAGAU